GUGAUUCUGCCUCCUAGCUCCCUAUUCCCGUGAGCACGAGUGAUUCUGUUCUGUACUCCAGUCAGUGACCAGUGAUCAGUGAUCAGGAUCAGUGAUCAGAUAGAUAUUCCGCCAUUUAAUUCUCGACGUGUAUGUUGUUCUGUGCCUCCUGCUAGCUCGCCGCUUCAGGGCAGUCUGCGAUGCCUGUUCGAGCAUUCGAACUCCUCCCCAGAAAAAUCCCGAGCCCUUGUCGCUCUCGGUCUUCUUUCACUGUUCAAAUUUCCCGAACGACGUCGCCAGGGUUCCUUCCAAAUACCCUCCGACGCGACUAUUCCGUGCGCCUCUAAUUCCCCUCCCUUCGCCUCGACGCGUGUCGCUUUUGAGACGUCUCGGACAAGCCGCUUUGUCAGAUGGCCAGCGUGGCAGCGGCGAUCAACAGGGCGUCGUCGUCGAAAGUCGACGCGGCGCUCUGGUGGUCCCCACACGGCGCCUUGCUGGCGAGACUCGAGGCGAUUGACAGCGGGGAAACGGACAGCGCUGCUGGUGAUGAUGGUGGUGGGGAUGGAGGUCGCGACUUGCCGGUCACGAGACGCCAUAGGCGCUGCUCGCCUGGAAGUGGAGUAGGAGCAACAGCAGGCGCAGAGCAAGUGACUAUCCCUGUGGUGGGACGGCUGAGGGAAGCUGCUGUGGCUGCAAGCGCUGUGCUAGGCUUGGACGAAAUGCAGGCGUACUUUCUGGUGGAUAGGGCGGCAGGAGGGGAGAGGGCAGUGGUGGGGGAAGCAGAGGGGAGGGCGAGGGGAAGGGAGCAGGGCUCGGAGUGGAGAAGAGGGGGAGGUUGGAGGGGAAGGCAGCGCAGCAGAGAUUGGUGCAGGAGGUAUGCUGCGGCAUUGUAUCGAGAGGAGAGGCAGAAUCUGCUCAAGUGCGUACGGCUGCUGCUAGUGAUGCAAGCUGACGCCUCCUCCCCCCACGCUUCUGCCAUUGAGGGGGAGGUGAGAGCGCUGCUGGACGAGGGUCUCCUGUCAAACGCCAUGGCUCAGCUCAGAGCGCUCCCACGAUUUGAACCGCCCAAGGCGCUGGAUCGUGCAGGGGUGGCAGAGUGGGCCGAGGCAUCCUCGUUAGAAGCCUGCUUGCUACUAGACAUUCUCAUCCUUAUCGCCUCAAGUAAUGGCUGCAGCGCCGCUGUCGUCCUCGAUAUAGUCACACUCGUCCAGGAGCUUUUCUUCGGCUUCCCUCCAUCUGCACCGCUUUCCCCAGCUCCAUACUCCAUUUCUCCAUCCUCCUCCUCCUCUUCCUCCUCCUCCUCUGCGUCUCUCGCCUCCCUAGCCAUCAGUGCUGCGUCUGAGUCACUCCUUUCCACCGCACUGCACCGCGCUGUGCUCCUGCUGAUUGCAGCGGUCAACGUGGAAGGGGCGGUUGUGGCUCUGGCGCAAGGAGAGAAGUUCAGCGCGUCCUCUCACCCGCUCUCUUCCCCCUCUGCUCUGACUGACGUGGAUCAGCGUCUCUCCGCCUGGCUCUCAUGCAUCCUCUCUGCUGCGGCUGCUAGGGGUGGCGGGGCGGGUGAGGGGGGCGGGAGAGAAGCGGGUGGAGGGGGAAUGGGGAUGAUGGCGGAGGAGGGACUCGAGGAGGAGCUGGGUGGAGGAGGGGAGAUAGGCUUGGCUGGCGUCAUGCCUGUGGUUGGGACUGGGAGCAGUGCUGCUGCAGGAGCAGGGUUGGACGUGUCCCCUGUGCUGCUCGCCUGGGGUCUCUUCCGCUUGCUGCUGCAGUGGCUGCCAGAUUCCUCGCAGCUACCGUCGCCUGCACUGAACCCGUCUGUCUGCGUGCAAGCAGCCUACUCAGCGGGUGCUCUGGAUAGGAUCCUCUCCUCCCUCCUCUCCUCCUCACUCCCCUCCCACCCCUCCAACGACCCUGUGAUGCAGGGGGUGGUGAAGAGAUGCGUCAAGGGAGUUACCACAGCCUACCUCACAGCGUUUGAUAUUUCCGAUCAGAGAGGCACUCGGCUAUAUGCCCUCCUUCUGGAGAUCAUCUGCCGUACCUUCUCAGAGCAGGAGUCCCUGUGCACUGACUUCUGGGAUGCCUCCGCUUCCCCCUCUGACGCUCCCAUCCGCUCUCUGCUCGCUGCCACCCGAAGGGACUUUCCCGCCCGCCCCCUCCCCCUCCUGCGCCUCCUCUCAGCUCUCUCCCAUGGCGCCUGGCCCGCCCAAUGCACCUUUGAGUUUCUCGAGAGCACCAUGGGAGCGGCUCUGCUGCUGCCCCUGCCGCCCGCCUACGCCGCCCUCUCCUCCUUCUCCGCGCCCCAAGCCCUUCCCGUGCCGCGCUCUGGGGGGCUGCUGGUGCCCGCAGGGACACGGGGGGAGGUGGUGGAGGGGGGAGCCGGGGAAGGAGAUGGACCGGCUGUCGUGCAUUUUGAGGUCCCCCUGAGCGCACUGCUGAUCCUUUUCUUCCGCCUCGUUCACCUCGCACAGCAGCAGGAUGCGUCCUCUGCCACGUGGCAGACUGCCAUUGGCAGUGCUGAUGUCAGCACCAGCGCAGGGCUGGGAGGAGAGGAAGCGGCGGAGGAGCUGGCAGUGGGGCUGUCGCUGCUGUCGCACAUCCUGACAGCCAAUCAGGCGUGUGUGAGGGCGCUCCUCCAUCUCCACUCCUCGCCACUUGUUGCAGCUGCAACGGCCAAUGGGCUGCUGCCACAUGGCAUGACAGUGGACCCCACUGCGCUUAUCACAGCAAUACUGGACGGUCUCCUAUCCUCUCCUGCUCUCUCCUCCGCCUCCUCCUCCUCCUCCUCCCCCUUCCCCCCCAUCGCCCACACACCAUCUGCAGCAGCUACUCUGACUGCUGCUGCCUGCUGCCUCCGCAUGCUUGCUGCCUUUGCUCUCCUCCAUCCUGUCCGUGUUGCCGCUGCUCUCUCCUCCUCCGUCUUCUCGCCUUCGCCCCUCUCCUCAGACCAUCAAUCGCCCACCCUUUGCCUCCAAUCAGGGCAUGCCACGAGUCCUCUCCAUGUGCUGUGUUCUCAUUUAGAGCAACCCCAGGGACGCUUCCCCUUCACUCUUGCAGCCCUAGACCUGGCAGCAGCUCUGGUCAAGCGGGGAGUGACGGGAGGGCCGGUGCCGGAUCUGCUGAGCUUCGCAGUGAUGGAUGUGAUGCCGGGGUAUGGGGGCUGGCGCAUGGCGGAUGGCAGGGAGAGGUGGCACAUGGCUGAGAAGCUCGCCCUCCUCCUCUCCCUCACUCUCUCCCUCGCGCCCUGGGCCUCCUCCUCUCUCUCUCGCUCCAGAAACGCCCUUCUUGAGGGCGACAGGGGGGUUGGUGACUGGGAGGAGGAGGGGGAGGAGGAUGAGGGGGAGGAAGUGCGUGGGGAGCACAUGGAAGGCGAGGAAUGGCAGGAGAGUGGGGCGUAUAAGAGAAGCAGAGUCGCAGCCGGAAUGUGGAGCAGCAGCAGCAGCAGCAGUAGCAGCGGUGGCAGCAGCGGCGGUGGCAAUGGGUUCAGCUACUCCCUCUCCUCCUCCUCGCCCCCCUCGCCCUCCUCUGCCUCUGCGCUAGCUGCCAGGGUGCUCCACCUGCUUCUCUCAGACGCCCGCAUAUCCACCGCACUGCUGGCGCCCCUGCAGUCGGCCCUGCUUGUGCUGCCAGGGAGGGGCGCUCAGGGGGGGUCAGAGGAGUCGGCCCUUCAACGCACUCUUUCUCUGCUCACCCUCUGCAUUCGCCUCAAGCCCUUCAGCCAAGCAACUGCAAACUCUCCGCUCUCGCCCUUGGAGUCGCUCCUCCUCUCCUCCUCUGCCCGCCUCCCGCCUCAUCUCAUGCCGUUCACCCCAUCAGCAUCAUCGCUAGAACCCGCAGCAAGUGCAGGCGCUGCUUUACCAGCAGGAGAGGCGGUGGGGUGUGAUUCGGUUCCUCUGGUGACGGCGCUUGCUGCCCUGACAGGCUCCAGCCACUCACAGGACCUACGCCGCGUCUCUCUCACCUUCCAGCGCACUCUCUGUGCCAUCAUCCUGCGCAUCAGACCGCACCUCCUCAUCCUCUCCUCCUUCUUCUCCCAACCUGGCGUCAAACCCAUUCUUCACAGCCUUCAGAUCUCUGUGGAUCGCAUCCUGGCCAUUGAACUGGAUCGCAUCACUGCGUCCGCACCGUCGAAAUCAUCCCCUUCGCCAUCACCCUCAUCCUCGUCUGGGCUCUUUGUUCCGAUGCUUCAGCUGCUGAUUCAAACCGCACACUCUCAACCCGAUUAUCUUUACCAGCUUCUUCUUGCCGACCCCCCCGCUGCAAGCACCAGCAGCAGCAGCAGCAGCAGUGCGGACAAAUCGCCCCCAGCAGCAUCAGCAGCACCAGCUGGCAGCGCAAGUAAGGCGGGUGCGCUGGGGGCUCAAGGCACUGCCAACAUGGGCAGGCUUCUGGCACUCGUCUCUGCAGGACCUUCCCUCAUUUCCUCCCAUCCCAUGCAGGUGACGCUCCUCCUGCGCCUCCUCUGCUCCAUCUGGCACUCCCCCUCUCCUCCCCUCCUCCCUCUCAUCCUCCACCUUCGCUCCAACCCUUCCCUCUGGACCUUCCUCUCCUCCAUCCUCCACUCUUCCCCCUCCUCCUCUCUCUACUCCCCCUCCUCCUCCUCCCUCUCGUCGCCAUCCUCUGCUGACGUCGAAUAUUCCCCUGCUGAGCUGGCGCGAGCUGGCUGGCGCUGGCGCUGCCAUGCAGCCGCCCUGCGCCUCGUCUCUCUCGACCUCUUCCUCGAGAAGAAGCUUCCAGGAAGCUGCUCAGUAAAAAGAGCAGGGGAGGCAGGAGCAGCACCAGUGGCAGGGGCACGGAAAAUACUGCUUGAGAAGAUACCUGGAAGUCUGGGGGUUGGGAGUGGGGGAGGGAGGAAGGGGGGAGAGGGAAUGGGGUUGGUGGGUGAGCUAGUGGGAGUGGUGGAGAGCGGCGGGAGGCAGUGGGGGGAGAUGUGGCAGGCGUGGAGCAGUGGACAGCUGGCAUGCAAGCUGCUGGCGGCUCUGCUCAUGUGGCGGGUGUCGGUUGGUGACGUGGAGGGGAUGAGCCUGCGGUUACUGGAGCAGAUCAAUGCCCUCUCCUUCCAGUUCUUCUCACACCCACUCAUGCCCCAGUUGCAGCAUCAGCUCACCUCUCAGUCCCACGAACAAUCCCCCUCUCGAGCAAAUCAGUUUGCCUUACAAUCGAAUCACUUCUCCCCUCACCACGACCCCAACUCCUCUGUCUGGAAACCUGCUCUGCUCGCCAGCCUCUGCUCCUCCCUCUCCUCUCAACUCCCCUCCUCUCUCUCCUCCCUCCUCCCUUGCACCUCAAUCUCCUCACUCUCAUCGCCUUCCUCGCUCUCCUUCCCUCUCUCCUCCUCCUCUCUCGCCUUGGCGGAACGCUGCCUCGACUCAGUGGAAGCUGCCGAGAAGGUUCUGCAGGCUCUUGCUGACUCAGCAGGAGCGGAGGGAGGGAUAGAGGGAGCGUGGAGAGGGGAGGUGCUGGAGGGGGCGAGAGAGGCGAGAGGACCGAGAGCAGACGUUUUAGGAAAAGGGGAGGGAGAAGGAGCAGCAGCAGGAGGGGAAGCAGGGGGACCAGAAGCAAGGAUAGAGCGAGUGGUGAGUAUAGCUGGCAGCAUGACUACCCUCUUCUUCCCCCACAACCUCCUCACCUCUGCUGGUCUCCAAAGCUGGGGCAGCCACUGCGGCACCAGCAGCAGCAGCAGCGGCGGUGGCGGCGGCGGCGGCGGUGGCAGUAACAGUAAGGCGUGUGUUGCAGUGGUGGCAGCAGCAGUGGAGGCAUGUGCGGUGGCGGAUGGAGUGCUGUGGCAAGCAGGGGGGCUGCUACGAGCAGCAAGAGCAGCGGGGGAGAUGCUGGCAGUCAGCACCAUGGGGGUCUCUGAAGGGGCAGAGUGGUCUCAAGGCAGUAUGGUGGGUAGGGAGGGUGCAUGGGCGUUGCAGAGCGGUGAAGAUGGUUCGGCUGCGGUUGAGGCCUCAUUUCUGGAGAGCACCAUCGGCUCUCUCUCCUCCUCACUCCUCCUCGCCUGCUCAUCCAUCCUCCCCCUCCCGCCCUCAUCGCCCUCCGCCCUUCCUCUCCCCUCGCCAGCCGCCUAUCUCUUCUCCUCCUCCCGCCUCCUCCUCCUCUUGAUUCGCCGCUGGACCGACCACAAGAAGCAGGAAACUGGGGGGAAGCUUCCAGGCCAGAGCCAACGGAUUCAGGAGAGUGAACAGGGGAAGACUGGAAAGUCUCUCAUCGACACUGCUUCUUGUGCCGCGAACCUUGUGAGGAAGCUCAUGGAAGCUUCCCGGAAGCUGAUGGAUGCUGAGCUGUCAGAGCUGGUGGGGCCCUGGCCUGCUGUGUCAACACUUGGCAGCCUCCUAUUGGUCCUGCAGCUGAUCCACGUCAUGCUGACGUCAGAGAAGAGGAGGAGUGAGUCAGCAGACGCUUCCGCCACGCCCGCCACCUUAUCCCUGCUUCAGGACAAAGUAGCUGAUGUCACGGUGGUUCUUUCCGAGAACCUUCCUGUGCUCCUCCAAGCAGCAUCUAUGGGCGCGCAAGCAGACACGCACUCACCUGUAAAAGCACCAGACGCUUCCAGGAACCUUCCGAUGCAAGCGUUAGCAGUGGCGGAGAUGGCCCUUCGGUGCUUCCUUUCCCCGCUCACCUGGCGCCCUCUGGUGUCUGCGCAUCUCGCCCUCCCCUCCCUCCUCUCCGCCACUCUCCAGUACCUCCCUCCCCCCUCUCACUCCUCUCCCCCCUCCCACUCCUCUCACUCCUCUCUCUCCUCCCAGUCCUCACGCUUCUCUCGCUCUGCCUCUGCCCGUGCCGUGCUCAGUCUCUGCCUCACCCUUGCAUCCACGCGCGAGGGCGCAGAUCUCCUCCUGGCCGUUGGAUUCCUGCGCCACGUCAGCGCCAUCACCAACGGCUUGCCACCUCAUGCCCACCUCAGCGUCGCCCCUUUCCAAGAAGCUUCCGCUGCCUUUGGUGGGCUCUAUGCUGCUGACAGACGCAGUGUACAUUUUACCGCAGCAGUGGCAGCGGCAGCGGCAGUAGCAGUGGCAGCAGCGCCAGGGGGGUUGGUAGGGAGGGGAGCAGGGGCAGCAGGGGUAUGGGGAGGGGAGGGUGUGAGUGGGGGAGGGGGGGACAUGGGGCAUGAGGAGGAAAGUGCUUCCGUCUGUGACGCUUGGGAGCUCUGGUCCCUGGCUCUCUCUGUUGCUACCUGCAUGUUUCGGGUCCUCCUCCCUCCUCCUUUGCUUUCCGAUUCCCUCGCCCUCUCUCCCCCCUCGCUUCCUUUCUCACUCUCCUCCUCCCCCGCCUCCUCCUCUCUCUCAUCCACUGCUGCCCGUCUAGCCCUCGACUUCCUCUCCCUCCAACUACCCUCUCUCUUGGCCGCCCUCUCCUCCCCUCUCCAUCCCUCUCGCUCUCUCCCCCUCCUCUCAGACCCCACCCCCUCCUCCUCCCCCCUCUUCCCCAAUCCCUCCUCCCUCCUCUUCUCCCAAUCAACACUAUCAUCCACCCUCCAAACCAGAAAGCGCCAUCAGCUAAUCACAAGCCUUCCCGCCCUCCGCUCCACCAAUCGCGUUCUCUCCCUCAUCUGCCAAACUUCCCAGCUACACCCCUCUCCCUCCCCCUCCUCCUACCGUCCCCACUCCCCGCCUCUCUCCACUGACCUCUCCGCCUCCUGCUCUCUCCUCCUCGCAUUCAUAGCACGAGAGGGGCUGGCUCGACCGGUGGGGGGUGCGAGCAGCAUAGCAUGUCACGUGAGUAGCAGGGAGGAGGCAGCAGCCCACGCAAGGCCGGCCACUGUGGGAUGCCAUAAGGGGUGGUUUGCCGUCACGGCUAGAGGCACCGCCGCUGCUGCUGCUGCUGCUGCUCGCCGUAACCCCUCUAAUACUGCUUCUGCUGCUGCCUGUACUGCUGGUGCUGCUGGUGGCGAUUCUGGUGGUGCUGCCGGUGGUGCUGGUGCUGCUGGUGGUGGUGGUACUGCUAAUGGUGCCUCUCCUACAGGCGCUGGCUCUAGCACCGCUGCAGGUACUGGAACCUCCGGCGCUCACUCUCUGUCUUUAGCACAACCAGCAGCAGCUGCAGGGGGGGCAGGAGGAGCAGCAGCAGCAGGCACAGCCGCUGCAACCGGGUCCUCCCCUGCUGCCCCUGCUCUCUUUCCCCCGUCCCCUACUCUCACUGGCAAGGGUGUCAGCCCCACCGGUCAGCCCGAGGGAAUUAAAUCCGGCACCCUUAAAGUUGCAUCCACCUCCCCAGCCACCCCCCAGUCCCCCCUUACAAGCACGCCUGGUGCCACAGGCACAGGAAUGGUGGGAGGUUCGGGCCUCUGGGGUGGGAAGGGGCAGCAGGGACAGGCUGGGUACGGAGCAGAUUCGGCUGGCCAGAACAAGCCUGGGGAUUCGGCAGCAGGAGGCAAGUUGGGGCUGGGGCUUGGAGACGGGAAGGGGGUAGUGGGCAGCGUCCGUCGUCUGCAUUCAGAGUACACGGAUACUGUAGCAGUUGAAGUGUACUCCCUGGCUCUGCACUCCCUGCACUUCCUCACUGCGCUCCUGCGAAGAUAUUUCCCCUCAGCUGUUGACAUGGCAGGGGGAUGUGCUGACGUGGCAGGGAUGCAGCUGUGGCCGCAGGGGGGAUUGGGAGGAGUGGAGGUGGGAGAGGGAGGGUGGAUGGGGGGAGGAGGAGGAGGAGCGGGGGGGAUGGGAGUUCUGGGCGUGGGGCAGUGGGGGGUAGCAGGAGGGGGGAUGGGAGGGGUGAUGGCGGGAGUGAUUGGGGGGGCAGCAUCAGCGGUGGUGGUCAUGGGGGGUGCUGCCCCUGUGCUGCCCACACCAGAGGUGCUGCACGGUCUAGAGGAUCAAGCCGUGGCAAUUAUUCUCGACAUUCUCUCCUCCCCAGCCGAUCUCCCCCCAUCCACCACCUCCCCGAAACCAACCCCCGCCAACCUACCCUCCCACAACCCCUCCUCUCCUCUUCGCCCCACCACCCUCACCUUUGGUAACCUCUCCGCCUCCUCCCCAUCCUCUCGCUCCUCUCCAUCACUCCCCUCCCCCUCCUCCCCCUUGGCCUCCCCGUCCUCCCUCCCGCGCGCCCGCCUGUCGGUGUGUCGAUUGCUUCUGGGGGUGCUGGUGCGCGCCUUAGCAGUGGAGGUGGCUCUGGUGCGCCUGGUGGGGCCCACCAUGCUGCCGUCUGCCCUGCGGCUGGAUGAUUUCGACGCUGCUGUGCAGCUCAUAGUGCAAGCUGCAGCAAGGGAACCGUCCAUUCAGUCUGACGUCGAGGCAGUGGUGGCACUGGUGGCCACACUCACGCAGCUGUCAUACAACAUGCCUUAAGCCCUAAUGAUCCAUUGAGUAAACCUGGGCCACUGUUCGGCUGUUACUGACUGCAUCCAUGCCAGCUAAGGCUUGAACCCUUGGUUUGCUGGGUUCACAAAUGUUACAUAGUCCUGCCAUGUCUUAGGUCAAGCUUUGCUUAACCAAGCUUUGUGUACAGGGCUACAAGGGGGGAUAACACUGGAGGAAGAAUCAGUGAGGUCACUUGAGACACCAUCUGAUAUGGACACCCCGACAGCAGUUUUGCACAUGGAUGGUCACGGCUAAAAAUACGUGCUCAGCAGGAUUUGAACCUGCGCGGGCAGAGCCCAACAGAUUUCUAGUCUGUCCCGAUAACCACUCCGGCAUGAGCACACAUUUGUCCUGCGGCAUAAACACCCCUCUGUGAU
Messenger RNA from Closterium sp. NIES-67, 9646 nucleotides. NCBI's taxonomy places the organism in Eukaryota, Viridiplantae, Streptophyta, Zygnematophyceae, Desmidiales, Closteriaceae. The record is from the annotation of a GenBank genome assembly.